CCCUCCCACACCGACACCAGUGCGGAAUGGUGCGCGCUCUUGCGGUCAAGUGUACUCGCUCUCGAUCAAACACUGAGUGAAGAUGGCGAUGAGAGCAGCGCUGCGGUGCCUAUCUGCAAACUUUUCACCUAGACUGCCUCAGCUCUCGCAGGUUUCAGCGACUCGGCUGCUGUGGAGAAGCGACUCCCCGCGGACACUGAGCACGUCCUGGGUGCUAUCCACAGCCUUGAAGUUCACAGAUAAGCAUGAGUGGGUGCAAGUGGAGGGUGGUAUUGGCACUGUAGGCAUCAGCAGUUAUGCCCAGGAAGCAUUAGGUGAUGUGGUAUACUGCGGACUCCCUGAAGUCGGCCAAAGACUUGAACAAAUGGAUGAGUUUGGUGCACUGGAAAGUGUAAAGGCUGCCAGCGAACUGUACUCACCAUUAACAGGAGAGGUGACAGAAAUUAACACAGAGCUGGCAGAAAAUCCAGGACUUGUGAACAAAGAUUGCUAUGCAAAGGGGUGGAUAAUCAAGAUGACCAUUGAAAAGCCUGAAGAACUUGAUGGCCUUAUGGAUCAAGCUGCAUAUGAUAAAUUUGUCAAAUCACUUGAAUAAAAUUAUAAACUCAUUUUGCUUUGUAAUGUAAUCACAAUGAAAGAUAGAGGAAUACUAACAUAUCCUGUGUGAGACACUUAUUCAUCUGUGGUAUUUAUUCUGAUUCUGGAAUUGCGCUCUCAAACUAAAGUACUCAAAUGCACAAUAACAGCUUCCACUUACAAAGUUACGUUUUGUUAAGCAACCAGCACAUCUAAAGGGCUCUUAAUCGCAAGAUCUGUCAGUAUUAUUGGGGCGUGUGUAUGUGUGGUGCUUUACUCCAUUGUAAACAUGUUCACAGAUAUGGUAAACAACUGGAAACUGCUGUAUCAAAUCCAUUUAAUAAAAUGUGAACAUAAAG
Messenger RNA from Archocentrus centrarchus (flier cichlid), 935 nucleotides. It is a transcript of the gene gcshb, whose product is annotated as glycine cleavage system protein H (aminomethyl carrier), b. The coding region runs from base 83 to 595 and encodes 170 amino acids. The transcript has 5 exons. NCBI's taxonomy places the organism in Eukaryota, Metazoa, Chordata, Actinopteri, Cichliformes, Cichlidae. Gene Ontology annotation, biological process: glycine decarboxylation via glycine cleavage system; protein lipoylation. Gene Ontology annotation, cellular component: glycine cleavage complex; mitochondrion; cytoplasm. The record is from RefSeq and is a predicted model, not a curated record.